UCCAGACUAAUUAGACAUGCGCGUGACAUUCGAACAAAUCGAAAAGCUCGAGAAUUACAGGAGCCCGAUUCCAACGUGCAGAAAUGUACUUUCACCCUUGCCCUGCUGGACUUUCCACCAUAUGUGAUGAACAAAACAAAAAUCUCGGAGAGAGGAUUUAUGCACGACCGAAUAGUUUGGUUUAUAAAUACUGCAUGCUUCGGCACGGGACCUGGGGAACAAUCACCGUGCAAUUUGCAGGCCACUUUUGUUAAGAACACCGACGAGCUAGUUGAUUUAGUUAAAAGCAACAAGGUGGAUUUUGCUUUUCCCAUUUUUUCUGAGGCUAUGGAAGCUCUUGAAAGCAUUGAAAACGUAACGGUUAUCCGGGCAUUUGCGUCACAGGGAUGCUCAUUGAUUGUGAAUACAAAACAGUGUGUGGCAGAAUCACAGAAUCAGUUAUUUACUUCUAUUAGCUCACAGUGGCCGAUAAUUGUUUGCAUCAUACUUCUCUGUGGCAUUGCGGGAAUAUUUAUUUGGUUGCUGGUAAGUUAAAUAUUUCAUAGUGAUCUGCGGACUAUCGCUCUUGCAGUCUUUUCAAGAAGUUCAUUCUGACCGAAAAAUAUAGUAAUUCACUUAUUGAUAAGUACGUUUCAGAGGCGAUGUUCUAUCAAGUGGGCGGGAUCAAAUCCCUACGCAAGGUGUUUUGAAGGCUUUAACGGCUUUUUUCAAUAGUAUGAAAGUAGCUGAUAAUUUCCCUGAAAAUGUCGCAUUCUCCUUGUCAUAUUUCUUCGGAAUUUGUUGAGUUUGCCUCUCUCCCCCACCCGAAAAAAAGCAAUCGUCUCCUCCUGGCAAUGUAAUUCAUGUGUCUGCAAUUUUCUCUGGCCAAAAAUAAACUUUCGAUUCAAGAUGUUUGAGUUCUUUACUCGUUUUUCGUCACUCCAGUUGCUUCAAUCACAUGCAAAUGAUUUAAACAUAAUUCUGUGGUCGUUUCGGCACCUGAUAAAAUAUGACUGGACUGGACUGGACUGGACUGGAUUGGCAAAACAUUGACUGGAAUAAUAAACGUCAAUUCCCCUCGCCAUCAACACAAUAACCACACAGUCUGUUUUUGGCCACGAGAGAAGUUUAUUUCCAAUAAAAUGAAGACAGAACUGGAAUCAUAAAACGUCCAUUAAUAAAACUUGGAUAAGUAUGAAUUAUUAAAACAUGGAUUAAUAAAACAUGAUGAUUUGAUAAAACAUGGAUUGUUAAACGAUAGAACCUGAUAUUGUGCUGGUAUGGUGUUUGAUAUAAUUAGAAAAGACACUGUACAGCACGUCCUCGUCUAUUGAGAGUAACAUUUCGGCAGUUUCCAAUUUCUGCCACGCGUUCUUUUAAACUGGUAAAAGGAAAGGCUUGUCAUUUUUAAGAUCCAAGCGGGUCACAUGAGUAGUGGUAGAGGGAUGAAGAUAAGUCCCGUUGAUGCCUUCCCCUGCCUGUCGUAUGUUUUCCCUUUACUAAUAUGCAUAACUGCUUUCCUGCAUACUAAUUUACUGCCUUCCGUGUGCCUUCCUCCAUACUAAUAAGUGCCUUCCUCCAUAUCUAAUGAGCGUCCCUCUUAUACAAUAGGAACAAUAGUCCUGCCCGUUAAGUAACUUUAGCUCGGUUUGUCGGACCGUCUAUUUAAAAAAAAAUAGGAGUAAGAGGAGCGAUCACUUAGCAACGUGAGAAACGGCUUAUGUCUUGUUAUUUAGCGCUAAAAAUCGGACAUAUAAACAACUUUAAUAAUUUUAAAAGAUAAAAUACUCAGUGAUUUUAAACAAGUCUGAUAAGUAGACCAAAAAAGGCAAUCUAGUUCUUUUUCACACAACGCAUAAUUUUUUACUUACCCAUCCCCUCCUCAUUUUUUGGUUUUCUUUUGUUUCCCUCCUCCUCCUUCUCAUUUUGUUAUAUAUUUUUCCAUCCACAAAUACAUCGACCCUACAUCAACCCUACAUCGACCCUACAUGAACACUCAACUACUUUUUUCAGCUUCGUGAAUAGUGAAACUAUAUACCACCACCACCACCACAUUUCUAUUGUUUUCUCUCCACCACCACCAAAUUUCUAUUUUUUCUCUCCACCACCACCACCACCACAUUUCUAUAGCUUUAUCUCCACCACCAAAGGAAUAAAAAAAUGAGGAGUCUGAGGGAAAAUAAUAGAAAUGGAGGUGGAGAGAAAGAAUAGCAAUGUGGUGGUGGUGGCGGAGAGAAAACAAUAGAAAUGUGGUGCUGGUGGUGGAAAGAAAAAAAUAGAAAUGUGGUGGUGGUGGUGGUAGUGGAGGGAAAAAGGAAAGAGGUAUAUAGUUUCGCUAUUUACGAAGCUGAAAAUCAUAGUUGAGUGUAGAGUCGAUGUGGGGUCGAUGUAGGGUCGACAUAUUUGUGGAUGGAAAAAUAUAUUUAAAAAUGAGGUGGAGGAGGGAAUUAAAAAUAAUGAGAAGGAGGAGGAGGGAAUAAAAAAAUGAGGAUGAAGGGAGGAGGGAAAAUAAUAAAAUUGAGGAGAAGGAGGGAAACAAGAGAAAACCAAAAAGAUGAGGAGGAGAGAGGUAAGUGAAAAAUUUUGCAUUAUGUAAAAAAGAGUUAGUUAGAUUGCCUUUUUUGGUCUACUGAAUAGAUUUCUUUAAAAUCACUGAAUAUUUUAUCAUUUGCAAUUAUUAAAGGAUCAUAAAGUUGAUUUCUUGUGUCUUUAAAAGAAACUUGUCUGGUUUUAUAGCGAACAUUUAUUAGUCGCGUGUUUCAAUAAAUCCUUCUUUGAGCUUUUUUUAUUGUUUUGUGUUUUUCUAGCUAGUUGUAGCUAUCGCUAAGUGCCACCGAGGAAAGAUUUUUCCUUUAUACGCGCGCUGUUCAAUUUAUAUAUAUAUAAAUAAAUAAUCAAAUAAUAAUAAUCAAAUAUAUAAUCGUUACAAAGAAGGUGUGUCGAAUUUUUUGCGCUUAAGCUGACAGUUUAAGCGAGAAAAAUCCGUAUUUUGAAUAGCAUCUUUUUGCAAAACAAGAACUGAUUACGCGUGCAAGACUUCGUGUACAAGACUUUGCGACUGGUAAGAAUUUCUCUUUUAAUAAGUGCCAUAACAAAGAGUUUUGCGUUUUUUCCCGGGAAAGUUGGUUUAUAAAAGCAAUAGAAAACUUUUUUCCUGUGUUUGCAUAGCCUGAUAUAAACACUCGAGGGGUUCGGAGAAUUCUCGACAGUUCUAGUUAUGCAAACUCGAGACGAAGUCGAGGGUUUGCAUAACUGUCUCGAAUUUUCCCAACCCUUCGAGUGUUUAUAUCAGGCUAUACAAACACGGAAAACGUUUUCUAUUGCUUAAUUAUGAAAAAUGGAUUGAACUUAAUUCGCGGAUUGCAUAGGCGAAAAUUACCUUGAAAAUAGUGCAAGCAAGGGGCGCACAUACACCAACCAACGCAUGCGCACAGCCAUAUCAUAUUGAGGCUCCUUUAAGCGCCAGCUCCACACAAAACAUGUCGGAGCUGUUGGUUUGGAACCACACGGCAGUUCUCCCACGACAUGCGCGGGGAAGGCGGAUCAUGGGUUGGUGUAUGUGUGCCCCUUGCUUUAAGUUUGUAUUUUGAAAAUAGUGAACUAAACUGUUCUUCUGCAUAAAGAAUUUGAAGUUCCGACUUUACAUAGCAAUUUUUUCUAGAUAUUGAAGUUCGUGUUUUUGUCCGAAGUUGCGCACAUGACAUUUUGCGUAAAAUUUAGUGGGCUUAUGAGCCAAUUUAGAAUUGUCGAAAAAUCAUAUUUAAUUCCGCGAAUAUUCAACGUACAGAUUUAUAUUUGGUCUCUUUUUAAAGCUAAAUAAGAUUUAUGGCGCGCCGAUGAAGCCUUCCGGAUUAUUUUCCUUCAAAGACACAAUCAAUUUUACGGCGUUGUUUUUUCUUAGCGGCAGGCAAUAAAAAAUUCCAGCGGCCAAAUGCGACAGCUAUCGCGUAUGAUGCAGAUGAAUAUCCACCUGACGAUUGGUUGAAGACGGGAUGAGCACGGGACUCACAAACACGCGCACGGCUCGGGGAUUCUCUGAUCUGUAUCACGCGUUCGCUCGAAGACAAUAGGGAGCUUAAGUACCAACGUUUUUGAGCGACGCACGUCAACAGGAAGUGAGCUUUUUUCUCUUUUAAUAUGCUUUGACGCCACCAAAUUUGUAUCGCUAAGAGUCUCUACUAUUAUAGAGACGGUCUGCCCAAAUGUUUGUUCAAAAUCACAACUCAAGAGUGCAAAAAGUCUACUUCCGGUUGACAUGCGUCGCUCAAAAACGUCGCUGCUUAAACUCCCUAAUGCAUUCUCUGUUCUGCAUUACGUCAUAAAUGUUGCCUUACAUUCACAUCUGGGCUACUAACUAUAGUUAAGACGGGGAUAACUAUAGUUAGCUAUUUCGGUAAUGUGACCGCUUCUCUGUUCGCUAUAACUAUAGUUAGAAAAUUUACGCCUCGGGGAUCCAAAACAAUACAGACUAACUAUAGUUAUACCCAAGUAGGGGUCGUGGGUUAGUCUUAGGUUUACAAACAAACAACCAAUCAGAAUGUGACACUUGUUUUCGCUCGUGCGAGAUGAGCAUAUAUAAAUAUGCAAAAUAAAAACCUUGCGUGAAGCGGUCAACACCUAUUUCCAUCCGCCAAACUGACGUUGACAGAUUAAUGAUUCGUACACAAAGUAAGGGUUAGGGUUAGGGUUGUUGCUAUAUAUAUUCAAAUCAAACCCAUAAUUGUCGGCAAAUCCUCGGUGGUGUAAGGGUUAAAGUGAUGCACUGCAGUGCCGAUGUUCCGAGAUCGAAUCCUACUCGCGCCAUCCUGAAUUUUUUUCCUUAAAAAUUGAAGAGACUUAGACUUCUAUAAGAGACAGAGAAAUUUCAUGUACGAAAAGUGAAAUGUCUUGUGAGAGCCACUGAGAGGAAAAUGUCAGUUUGGCGGAUGGAAAUAAGUGACGGCCGCGUGAAGCGAGGAGGAAACCAAAAACAACAAACAAAAACUUUACAUAGGCUUAUUAGAACUAACUGUUGUUAACUGCGUGGUGUGACCGCAAUGUCGACCGAAAGCACUAACUACAGUUAGGUAUGACCUCACGUAACUUGACACUAACUUAAGUUAAACUCUAGUUACGUCGUAGACGUGACCGCAGCCUAUAUGUUACAUCGAUUGGAGAUUCUUUCUGCCCCUGGAACAAUCGCGCACGGCUCUAUUGGCCAUUUUGGAGUUGCGUAGGGAACUGGGGCGAGUUUCAAAUUUAAACUAAUCGAUAAACUGACACAACCAUAUAAAAGGUCAUGUUGAGAUUGGUCAUUUGACCAAGUUUGGUGCUCUAAGGUUGAACAGGGAUCAAGUUAUGACUUUUGAGGCAUGGUUAAAGAGCCAUACAAACCUCUGUAAUUUUGUGACAGCGUCCCCCAAACCAUAUAAACUCUUAAUUUUUUUCACGAUUUCUGUGAUAUUCCUAAAAAUGGGCAAACACAGUGAUUUUCGAAUUAGUUUUCUUCCAAGUAGUAGAUGCAUGACGAAUUUGACAAUUUAAAAGAAAAACUGGAAAAGUUUAAAGAGUUUAUAUGGUUAUAGACGUUUGUACGGAUUAUCGAUUAGUUGAAAUUUGAAACUCGCCCCAGUUCCCUACGCAACUUCGAAAUGGCUAAUUAGGCUGCCGCCUCGCAGCCUCGCGUCUUUGCGAGGCUGCUGGUUGGCAAUAAUAAGUGAAGGUUGUCCCUUGGGUUUUUUUCUGUAGAGCCCAUUUGUGUGCAAAUGUCGGCUUGUUAACUCGCAUAAUUAACUAACGGUGCGUGAAACAAGCCAAUAAGGUCACCAAGCGCUGAGACUUCAAUAGCUAGUCGUUUCCUCGAGAUAGAACAGAGAAAAGAGUUUUGUAAUAGUCAGUCAAAAUUGAAAUAAAGAGUUUUCAGAUCCACUUUUUGUAUGUGUGUGUGUUUUGUUUAUAUAUCCGAUUUUGAGCGCUAAAUAAGAAGACGUAAGCCGUUUCUCGCGUUGCUAGGUGAUCGCUCCUCUUAUUCGUAUUUUUUUUUUAAAGACGGUCCGACAAACGGAGCUAAAGUUACUUAACGGGCAAGCAUAUUGUUCCUAUUGUAUAAGAGAGACGCUCAUUAGAUAUGGAGGAAGGCACUUAUUAGUAUGGAGGAAGGUACACGGAAGGCAGUAAAUUAGAAUGCAGGAAAGCAGUUAUGCAUAUUAGUAAAGGGGAAACAUACGAAAGGCGGGGGAAGGCAUCAACGGGACUUAUCUUCAUCCCUCAAUACUACUCACAUGCAAGCCCAUCAAUUGACAAUGUUUUGAUGUUUACUAUAGGAACACAAAGGGAGAAAGUCGGAGUUUGCGUCUACGUUUUCAAAGGGCUUUCCCGAGGGAUUGUGGUGGGCAGUGGUGUCAUUAUCUACUGUUGGGUAAGUUAUUUAGAAGGAGGGAAGGUAACUCCGGUGCUGGGGUUACCCUAGAAAGCGGUUUACCCCAGCAAUCGCAUAUUUGUUAGAGGAGCCAGAGAGAAUUCUCAUUCUCUCUUGUGGGGAGCCUCCCACCACCAGGUUCAAAUCCCGCCGUCGACAGUCUCCCUUGCUCCGAGAGGUUUUUCUACGGGUACUCCGGUUUUUCCCCCUUCUCCAAAACCAACAAUUCUAAAUUGCAGUACGUUAGUUAGUUAAAUUCUCUUUUAAAUACGUUAGUUAAGUAUCUCUCAAAGGUUUCAGUACGUUAGUUAAGUAUCUCUGGCCCUGUUGUGACAGCGACUAUACCACAUACAUCAGAGUCAACUCUGAAACAAUCACUCGUAUACUACAACCUUACAACAUACGCGUUGCAGAAAAGCCGAUAACCACUUUACGACGACUACCAGGACUAGUUACUAAUGUCAAGGACAAAGACAAACCGGAAGACAGACCGGGAGCAGUAUACAAGAUCAAAUGAUGAGACCGGCAGAAACCUUAGCACGCGACUGACUGAACGCAAACGAGCGACAAGAAAUGUAGCCUGUUCCACGCUGUCAGAUAGGUUAAGUUGGUGGGAAAGACUCGAAAGUGAAAGGUACGCGAAAAGGAUAGCGGGGCAGGAAAAGAGAUGGAUAUAUGAUCGACUUGUUUUAUAUUUUGGUCUGCAAUAUUGACAGUUACUUUAUGUUGAACCUUUUUAUUUUUGCUUUUGAAGAUCAUAAAAUUAGUUUUUCUAACAUUUAAUGAUAAUUUGUUUGCUGCCAGCCACAAUGUAACCUUCUCUAAUUCUUGAUUCAUGGUAUUGUCGAGAGUUUUUAAAUCUUGAUGACUUAGGAACAGAUUUGUAUUAUCAGCAAAUAAAAUAAAGGAUAAUAUCUUAGAGCUUUUACAUAUAUCAUUGACAUAUACCAAAAACAAGAGCGGUCCUAGAACAAAGCCUUGUGGCACACCACGCUUAAUUGUUAAGUAAUCUGAACUGGUUAGUUUGAAUUGAACAAUUUGUGUUCUUCCUGAUAAGUAGUUCCUAAACCAGUCGAGGGCUAUUUCUCUAAAUCCAUAAUGCUCUAGCUUAUAUAGCAGUAUAUUGUGAUGUACCGUGGAAAACCACCAUUGUAUAUUCACUGUUGUCCACUGCCUUAGAUAUCUAUAAUUUGAGAAAAGUUCUUUCUCAUUUGCUUUGUGAACAAGAACACAGAGAACAAAAUCUUUGGUAAGCACAUACGACAAUUCCUCCAUAAAAAUAAUGUGUAACUGGGAAGUUUUACGUUUUAGUCGUACAAAACGGCAUUAUAGUCGUGCAAAACAGCUGCAAAGAAAGACAAAAAAGCGUGCUGCACGUGCAAAUUUGUUUUUUUGCUAAUAAGAUCUAUUGAUCUUGAUGCCAUUUUCAUUGCCGACCCGUUUAGCAUUACACGAUUUAUUUAUUUUUUGUUUAAAAGUAUUUUUAAACAGAGCUUCGCUUUUAGCCCUGGCUAAAUCUGUGUAUUAAACCGUUCAGCUAUUUCCUUAUGAUCUGUAACCUCUAUAUCAUCCUCCUUAAAUGCAUUUUUUAUCAUAGAUACGGGGAUGGUGACAAAACGCCAAAAACUUUCAUCGGGCGUUUUUUUGGAAUUUUAUGGGUGAUUGUUGGAGCAAUUAUGAUGUCCCUUUUUACUGCCUUGAUUAUAAACGCCGUGCAGGCUGCCCUAGAUGGAACAAAAUGUCAAGAUAUUACUUCCAAAGAGGUAAGU
Messenger RNA from Porites evermanni, 8145 nucleotides. Lineage: Eukaryota; Metazoa; Cnidaria; Anthozoa; Scleractinia; Poritidae. The record is from the annotation of a GenBank genome assembly.